This is a messenger RNA of Capronia coronata CBS 617.96, 3915 nucleotides long. RefSeq lists its product as uncharacterized. Lineage: Eukaryota; Fungi; Ascomycota; Eurotiomycetes; Chaetothyriales; Herpotrichiellaceae. The record is from RefSeq and is a predicted model, not a curated record. The transcript has 2 exons. Bases 1 to 3915 code for a protein of 1304 amino acids. Gene Ontology annotation, molecular function: protein heterodimerization activity.
AUGGCGCAACGCAACGCGAGACAUGAUACUCAGGACACUGGCACUGUGAGGGCUCUGCGCAGUAUGGGCUCAGGGACCGACGUUCUCUCGAUGUCUGCGAAGUCUACAAAAGCCACACUCCCUCAUGCGAGGCCACAGCCAGCUUAUAUUUCGGAUGGUGAGGCGGAGAAAUUGGUUUACGCGGAAAUUGAGCGGCCUGCCAGAAUCGCGCAAAACGCACUUCAUUUGGUCAAUGGCUUCCUCGAUCAGAUCCUCUAUGACAUUAUCGCGAAAUCGCAUUCGGUGACCUUGAGCGCCAUCAGAUCGGCAGUUCCGGUCGUCCUGAAACAAAGGCUGGGACAAAGUGCUUUGAGAGCCGCCGACGAAGAGUUGCAAGACUAUCUGGAUGAAGAUGAGUUGGAGGAAGUACAAUCUACAGUAGCCGUCUUGGAUCCAAGAGCAGACUUUGACAUCGACCUCACCUGGAAACUCACGAGACUCCGUUGUAUGGUCUAUGCGAAGCUUGGAGACAUGGAAGAAGAGGAUGAAGAAGAAUACCUCGAUGAUGACGACUUAAGGGAACACAUCGGCCGGGUGAAGGAGUCGGUCAGAACGGCUGCAGCAGUCACACCGUCCGCCGCCAUCUUCCUGACCACGGUCCUUGAAUUCUUGGGUGAGCAAGCUCUCUGCAUUGCGGCCCAACAUGCGAGAAGGCGUCAGUCGGUCAACAAGACCCAGAGCACAGAUCAAUCCGCAGGCCCGAAUCGAACCUCAGACCAGGACAUCAUUGUGUUGGAGGAGAUAGACAUGUCAGGUGUUGGUAAGGAAGGACCACUGAUUCGGCUUUGGCGCUCCUGGAAGGGCAGCAUCCGCGGCAGCGUCAGCAUGUCUUCUCGCCCGACGACACCGCUUGUAAUGUCUCCUGGGUCUCCAGAAUCUCCCGCGUAUGAAUGGAAGUUUCCCUCUGUUCCCCCAUUCUCGACCAUUCACGAAGAGCAUAGCCCAUCCAUCCGUCCGGUGCCCAGUCCGUUACCGACUGAGGUUCCACUUCCAAUGUCGGACAACGAUGUGGAAGAGAUCGAAGUGCCAGGUCUCUCCCCCUCGACCGAUCACGCAGACGACAGAAUGUUCUAUGAGCGCCCUGGACUGGAUAGACGGAGACCGUCGAGCAUGCUGAUCAUGCCCGGCAACUUUCCAGACGCAGUGUCUCCACCCGCUGGCCAAGAACACAACGACGAUAGAUCCUUGUUGACGCGAAGACGACCACAUUCGGUCCCAACAUCGCCCCAAUCCGCUUCAGAUGUGCCGUCGAGACACGACGCAGUAGGCGCGACAUAUGGUAAAAGCAGGGACGAUUCAUUGAACCCCUCGGCAAGCUCCGAAGACCUUACCGGCUCCACGUCUCGAUCUGUAGAGAAAGAGAGCAAUCACAGUGUGACAUCUAACAGCAUCAGCAGCACUGUCGCUACCAUUGCUGGAGCAUUAAGCGUUGAAGCGUCCAGAGCAUUCCGGAAAGAACAACCAAAGCAUCUCAAAUCAGUCGAGGCUUCGAACACAGAUACUCUACAGGCGAGUCCAAAUAAUAGCGCAACUGAAGACGUUGAGCCCUCUGCAAGCAGUGAGAGCGCUCGUGCUGCGCCCCUCGCUGAGGCAGGAAAUGAAAAUGAUACUGAUCCAGAAGACCUUGCAUUGAGCUCUGAGGUCGAAAGAGAAGCCUCUGUAGAUGAACAUACAAAUCUUAGGGAUUCUGGAUUUGGCGUGUCUGCAGCGGAGCAAGAGAUUCUAACACAUGAUCAACAAUCUGCCUCCAUUGAAGCGGGUUCAGUGACCGCUGACGCUCAUGAAGCGGGCAUGCGUGAUCAUGACCCUGUUCGAAGACAAAGUGCGACUGACGAGACGGACGAUGGUGCUCUGGGGACAGCUGCCAUUUUCUACCAGGGACCACCUGGAAGCCACGAUACACAAUAUCCUGAGUCCGUACCUCACAUGCCGUCACGACAGCAUGAGGUUUCCGUACCAGCCUCCGCACAUACCAGCGCAGACCAAGCAGGAGCAACCGAGACCUUAGCAUGGCCUGUGGUUAUUCAAGAGCGGACAUCAUCUCGCGAGGGCACAACCUCUGCUCGAACCUCAACUCAGUCCAAACAUCCUCAAUACUUUCCAAAACAGCGUGAAGCCACUCAGGAAGACAUGGGCCAAGUUUCGCAGGAUCGAGCGCCACGAUAUGCCACCUCAUCCUUCGCUGCCAGUCGGGACGAAAAUGGCAUUUUCCAGACACCUCAAACGCAAGAUCCCAGCGAAGGUAAAGACUUCAGGGCUUCAACAGCUGGACGGCCCCAUGUCCGGCUUCGGUCUGAGGCUGAUGAUGGACAACGUCGGAUUGCUCCUCCAACCGAGAUGGACCGAGCAAAGAAGAGCCUUGAUGUCCUCAUCGAUAGCGAUGAAACGCUCCAUAUUACGCUCACCCCAAAGACUGCCAGAGCGACUAAUGAGAAGCCCAAAGUCAAAAGUCAGACGCAAGAACUGGCAGACUUCUUCCGAAACACUGCCCCGCCAGGAGAAGACGUGAGUCGGCCAAGGUCGUCUCGCUCGGCGAAAGGCAGCAUCAAUGGUCUCCGAUCAAAUCCUCAGACGGCCACCAAAAUACCAUUGCCUAACAACAUCAAAUCCAGUCCUGCUCAGUCGAAUACUCAGCGACCUGUGAGCUCGCCCUCGAGGUCUAAAAAUCCUCUGGGAGAACCGCGCGACCCUAGAAUGGCGAAGAUUUCCACCAGAGAUCUUGCUGAUUAUGCCCGCUCGACUGGACCGGAGAAUGAAAUGCAACUUCCCAAACCGCUAUCACCCCGACCGGGCACAGCUCAGGGGGCGGGGACGGGCACUAAGGGAGCCGCUCUUUCCGAAGCGAUCAAGGACGAGCAACGACCAGCGACAACUUCGGGAAAACCUGUCCACCGACUGAAGUACCAGGCACGAGACGCUAGAGGCCCUCGAACUGCCGAGAGUUCCGAUCUUAUUGACUUCAUCAGGGAAGGUCCUCCCCGGCCACCAGGUGAUCAUCGAAUCGACCGAAAUGUGGCACCCUUCCGCACGACCAUGGAUUCGGAUGAUCUCAAUGCGCUUGCCCCUCCACUCGAUAUGGACUCCCGAGGUCGAAACUCCAUCGGCAGUGCUCAGGAGAGCUCAGUCACAAUCAAGUCCAUGCCUUCGUCGAUGAAUUCGCGCACAGGCCUUCUGGAUUCGAGCAACCGUGCCUCUAAUAAAUACUCAAACGGGGUCGGAACUUCUGUACACGCGAUCACCAGACAGCCUGUCAUUCCCGAAUCGGGAGAUAUACCCAAGAAGAAUCGACGAAAAGUCCGCGAUCCGUAUGCCAUUGAUCUCAGUGAUGAGGACGACGACAUGGAGGAGGCCUCCGGCCCGGAACAACGACGGGCGGAGGAGGAGUCCUUGGUCGACUUCCUCAGAAACACCGCUCCUCCGCCUGGCAUGACGACGCAGCCGAUUCUAGCAGCAGUGCCGGAUCCAGCCGAAGAAGAAACUUCUGCCACGGUCGAGAGAUCAGCGAGCAACUCGAGGCUGAGAGACUAUCUCCAAGGCACGACUUCCAGUAGAAAUGGCCCUACGGCUAAACCGAGUAAUGGGCCUCGUGCUGAAUCGCCUCAUCUCACCCAAGUGGGUUCCAAGUUGGACAAGUAUCGGCCGACUCAGCCUACACAUGCGGCGCAUGUUGAACGGAACCGGCAGAAGAUGCGUGCAGAACCAAGGGAUGCUUCUGUUACUAAUGGAAGUGACACGUCGGAUCUUGCUGAGUAUCUCAAGACUUCAGGACCAGCUCUGGGGACAGAUGUUUCACCGCAGAAAUUCAGUCUUUCCGGAAGAGAUCAAGUGGGUUUCCUGAGGUUCUUCCAGAAAAGAGGCAGUAUAAGAAAGCAAUGA